Molecule: messenger RNA, 471 nt
Organism: Abrus precatorius (Indian licorice)
Lineage: Eukaryota; Viridiplantae; Streptophyta; Magnoliopsida; Fabales; Fabaceae
Product: polyadenylate-binding protein-interacting protein 5-like
Exons: 3
Coding region: 1-471 (156 amino acids)
Source: RefSeq, a predicted model, not a curated record
AUGGGAGGAGGGUCUGGAAAGAAGUCAAGAUGCAAAGCUAUUGCAUCAAAAAAAGAUUCGAAGAAUGAUGAAUCUAAAACUCAGGGUGAAGGAGCUUCAGAAGUGAAGGUGGAGCCCGAAUCUGGCCCUUCUUCUUCGCAGAACGAGGGAGAUAACGAUAACCAAUCCAUGGAGGACGAUCCUGAGAUGGUUAUUGACUACCUAAAGAUGACAUUUCCUGGUAUUUCUGAACAGUCCCUUGUAGAUGUCUACAAUGUAAGCGGAGGUGACCUCAAUGCUUCUAUUGACAUGCUCUCUGAGAUUGAGUUUGAUGGGGUUGACCUUUCUGGAAGUCUUCCGGACACACUGGGUAUUGGAGAUGUUUCAGAUAGUGUUUCAUCACCUGAUUCUGCUUCACCCAAACGGAAGAAUUCGUCAGCUGAAGCUAGUACUUCAUCAUCAAAUCCCCAUAAGACACCCAGAAAGCAUUGA